AUGAUUAAAAGAUAUUUGAAAAUAUAUCCAUCCAUAUAUUUCACCAAGCAUGUGUAUACUGCACCAGAAAUAGAUGGUAGUAAGGAUUUGUUAAAAAAGGAUUAUGUAUUUAAUCAAUACGUAAAUAAAAAGGAAAUAUUCUUAAAUAAUAAAUUAAAGAAAGGAAAUUGUGAAAAUGAAAUAAAAAGAAUAUAUUAUUUUAAAUUAUGGAACGCUAUGGUUGAGCAUAACUUUACUUUGUUUGAAAAUAUUAUUCAGCAAUAUCUAAAUGAAGGAUAUAAAUAUGACGAGGUCAUAUAUUCUAUAAUGACACACGCAUAUAUUUUAAAUCAUAAGAAAAAAAACGAAAAUGCCUAUCUUGUAAUUGAAGAAAUGAAAAGGGCCUUUAUGCACCCGAUUAUAAUAAAAAUAAACGAACGAAUGAUAAAUUGUUUUUUAGAACUUGAAUUAAUAUUUUGUGAACCUUCUAAAAGUUUAUGGAUAAAUGUAUGUCGUUUUAUAUGGGAAUCAUCAAUCAAACUAAAUAGAGAAAGGAGAAGAAAAUUGAAAGAAAAAUUAAAUUUAUUAGAACCUAAUCAAGUAUUAAAACUAACAAAAGAAGAUGUAAAAAAACUUGUUAAAAAGGAAUACGAAGAAACAUUAUUAAGUAUGAUGGAUACAUUAUCUUUGGAUGGUGAAGACCCAUAUGAUCAUAUAUUAAUUGACAGGAAAGAAAAUUAUAUGAAAAUUGAAAAUCAGAAGGACGGAAAUUUCUUUCCUUCUAAUGGUAAUGAACUAACAUGCCUUAAUAAUAAUCAUAUAUAUAAUGAUCAUAUAAAUUAUUUAAAAGGAAACAUAGAAAAUGAUACUUCAGAAAAUGUGAACAGUUUUAUGUUUUCUAUACUUAAUGAAGGAAAAAAUAAGACAACUGAACAAGAAAUAAAUUAUCAAGACGACUACAAUUUAAAUAACAAUGAUUAUAUGACUAAAAUAACGAAUAUAAAUAGUGAUAAUAAUAUAAUGAUGAAUAUGGAAAAUGAACAUAUGUAUGAAACAGACGAAAAAGAUGAACAUUAUGAAUCCUUUGACGAUGCAGAAGAUUUUGAUAUUCAACUAUUAAAAAAAUAUUAUAAUUUGAAAUAA
Plasmodium falciparum 3D7 is the source of this 1122-nucleotide messenger RNA. RefSeq lists its product as uncharacterized. The record is from RefSeq and is a predicted model, not a curated record. Lineage: Eukaryota; Apicomplexa; Aconoidasida; Haemosporida; Plasmodiidae.